AAUUUAGAAUAUUUGGAUUUUAAAGCCCCAGGUUAGCAGCGACGACCAGUGGCAGAAGCUUGACUGCUUGAUCGUGGUCGUCGUCCAUGGAAACAGCUCCUGAAGGAUACAGAAGAAACGCUGGCAUUUGUCUUAUCAACCCUUCCAAAAAGAUUUUUGCUGCUUCGAGGCUCGAUAAUCACUUCUGGCAGAUGCCCCAGGGUGGCAUUGGCGAAAACGAGGAUCCAAAAGAUGCAGCCGUAAGGGAAUUAAGAGAAGAAACAGGGAUUACUUCAGCUGAAUUUCUUGCAGAGGUGCCAUAUUGGUUGUCAUAUGAUUACCAUCCAAAAGUACAGGAAAAACGAAAGGAUCAAGGGAAAUCAACCUGGAAAGGUCAAGCACAAAAGUGGUUCCUUCUUAAGUUCACAGGAAAGGAGGAUGAAAUCAAUCUUUUGGGCGAUGGGACUGAGAAACCGGAGUUUGGAGAGUGGUCGUGGAUGUCACCGGAACAAGUGGUUGACCUAAUAAUGGACUACAAGAAGUCUGUUUACGAGAAAGUUAUGGAAGCCUUUUCCCCCUAUCUUCAAUAAAAUUAGCUGAUCACCUAUCAGAAGAUUACGUUUGGAUAGCAAGAAUCGAAGAAAAGGAAUGCGAAUCUCAUCACCAGGAACUUCAUUAUUAAUAAUAAGAUUCAUGUGUCGGUAUAAUUCUAGCAUUUAGGUUGGUUAGAAAUUCUCAUUAUGAAAAUUUAAAUAUGGGGGACCAAUCUACUUAUUUUAGUCUUAAAAUGAUCUUCAUUUUUUAGGAAUGUGAGAUUCUCGUGUAAGGAUAUGUAUGUAAUCUCAUUUUGUCCUGGGAAUUAUGUUCCCUGCUUGAAUGCACCCCAUACAUCGAAGUGAGACUUCAAAAAAAAUUUCAUUCUGCCUUUUCAUUCUUACCA
This is a messenger RNA of Camellia sinensis, 919 nucleotides long. NCBI's taxonomy places the organism in Eukaryota, Viridiplantae, Streptophyta, Magnoliopsida, Ericales, Theaceae. The record is from RefSeq and is a predicted model, not a curated record.